CUCUGCACGUUCAUCCCUUCCAAUGUCACUGAACGUCGCAGUUACCGAACCUGCAGGCGCCGAUGUGGGCAGUCAACCUAUUUUCUCUCAUCCACUCCUCUCGUUGAUUUCAGCGUGUUUCUGGGUCAUACUAUGGGCCCUUUCGUGGGCGAAGGCUCUCCUGGCUUUCGCCACGAUGACUAUUGCCAUCACGAUCCCCCGGCUCAUCUACGCCAUUCUCUCCUAUUCCUCACACUUACGCUGAAUUUCUGGUCAUUCGCGAUGUUGUUUCUCCUCUCCUUGGUCAUCCUCAACUAUUUCAUUCGUUUCCGAUACCUCAACAACUACACGCAACUUAAGGAGCCUCCCCUGGUCAAGCCUGACGCGAACGAGCUGCAUCCCGACGUGAAUACCGAUCCGCCACCGACUUUCCACAACUAUCUGGACGAUUUCCUGCAGGCUGUGAGAGUGUUCGGAUUCCUGGAAAAACCCGUUUUCCACGAACUCGCACGGCAUCUACAAACAAGACGCUUGAUCGCCGGGGACAGUAUCUCGCUGGAUCAGGACAAGAGUUUCUACUGCGUGAUCGACGGGAUGGUGCAGGUGUUCGCACAUGCCGGCCAAGAGACGGAAGAGCGAGUCGGUGCAUGGGAGAACGAAGAGAUGAAUGGAUACCAACUACUGAAUGAGGUUGGGAGCGGCGGCACCCUGUCCAGCCUGUUCACCAUCCUGUCUCUAUUCACGGAGGACGUGAAAAUGAGCUGGCAGGAUGACCAUGAUGAUUCGGACUCGAUUUUGAGUGGGGGGCUGUCGAUAAGCUCGCCGGGCACGGCCAAACGCUUCAGACGGAUGUCCAGUUCGUCAUCGGCUUCCACUGUGCAUGCCGACGAGAUUGCACCGCGCUCCGGAUCGAUGUCGCCCUUGUUUGUGGGCGAGCCAAGCAGCUACCGAACUCCGCCUCUGACGCGUCCGACGCCCCCUCCCGAUCGACCUGCCAACCUCUAUCGAGGGCUGGUGGCUAGAGCAACAGAGGACACAACCCUCGCCGUGAUCCCCGCUGAAGCAUUCCGUCGAUUGACGAAGAAGUUUCCUAAAGCUACGGGACAUAUCGUGCAAGUUAUUGUCACUCGCUUCGCACGCGUCACUUUCAACGCGGCCCACAAGUACCUCGGGCUGACAUCUGAAAUCCUGCGCACGGAGCUGGCGAUGAACGAUAUUGCCUGCCAUCCCCUGCCGGCGUCGUUUUAUGAAGGCGGUGGAUUGGAGCAACUGCGACAGCGGUUCGAUGGCGGGAAAAAGACACGGGAAAGCGCCGACUACUUUUCUUCCAACGAAAGUCUGUUUUCGUCCCGACCGUCGUCUGAAGAAUCUGUCCGGACUGCACCGACAGAGAAGGCGGCACCGCGUCCCAUGUCCACUGCACCGCUGCGGUCGCAUUCGCGGCAGAGCGUGAAUGCAGGCGAUCUCAUGACCUCAACCGCACAGCUCAACGACACGUAUCCUGCCCUCAAACGCACGUUCAGCAUCCUGAACACUCCCCUCAUCACCCGGCAGACCCCGAUGCUUUCGGACGCGAUCCACGGCCGCAGCUCGUCGAGUGUGUCGCUCGACUCCGACUUUGAUCUGCGGGACGAGGUGAUGAGCUGCAUCGCCAAGUCGAUCGGACUGCUCCAGCCUCCGCUGGUCGCGUCGGAAAGCGUCGAGGCGUCUCCUGCAUUCCUGCCGUACGAUGCUCAGCCGGGCCGCCGCUCAUCGUCAGAUCUUUUCUCCUCGUCGUUCGGCAGCCUUUCGUUACUGGACAUCGGCGAUGACGGCUCGAGUCUGACUGGCGGUUCGUCGACUGUGGCCUCUGGCGACGACUACUUGAGUGGCUUGGACAACGAGGUCGAGAUCCUGUUCUUUCCUGCGGGCAGUUCCCUAGCUAAAGCAGGGGAGCUGAACACGGGUUUGUUCUAUGUUAUCGAGGGUUUUCUGGAUAUUCUCCUGCCACAAAACGAAGCCCACAUCCGCAAGAACCCCCAGAGCUCGACGCCGUCGGUGGCCGAUGCCGAGCCGUGGCGAACACCGGGGAAAAAGACCAACCAGAACGCACAGAAGCUGCUGUUCACAGUCAAGCCUGGAGGGAUCGCUGGUUAUCUAUGCAAGUCGGCACUAUGCAACACCGCUUCCUAUGUGGAUAUCAAAGCGAAGACGGAUGCGUAUGUUGGCUUCUUGCCUUCUAAUGCACUAGAGCGAUUGCUCGAGAAACGUCCGAUCGUGCUACUGACUCUCGCGAAGCGGCUCAUAUCGCUGUUGUCUCCGCUACUCCUCCAGAUCGAUGCCUCUCUCGAUUGGAUGCAGGUCAAUGCUGGACAAGUCCUCUGGCGUCCCGAAGAUGUCAGCGACAGCUUUUACAUUGUCAUCAACGGUCGUCUGCGCGCAAUAGCCGAAGACGACAGCGGUGUCGUGAGCAUUCUGGGUGAAUAUGGCCAAGGAGACACCGUCGGUGAACUGGAUGUGAUCACGACAUCCCCCCGACGCAGCACCGUGCAUGCCAUUCGUGAUACGGAGCUGAUUCGCAUGCCGCAGACGCUGUUCAACGCGAUCAGCUCCAGGAAUCCCAAGACGACGGCGCAGCUGCUUCGGAUGAUUGCGUCGAGAGUGAGAGAUGAAUUGGACUCUUCAUCGACCCAGAAUGCGACCCGGUCGGACAACAACAACUUGAAGACAGUAGCUGUGUUGCCUGUCUCGCGAUCGAUCCCUAUCGACGCAUUUGCCCGCAAGCUCCAGAGUGCACUGGAGGGCAUCGGUGCGACGACCUCGUAUCUGAACCAGGCCUCGGUCUCGCAGCAUCUGGGACGACAUGCGUUCACGAGGAUGGGAAAGCUGAAGGCUGCGGGGUGGCUUGCGGACCAGGAGCAGAAGUAUCGCACGGUGCUGUAUGUUGCAGACUCUCCUGUCAACAGCUCGUGGACACAGACGUGUAUCCGACAAGCGGAUUGCGUGAUGGUUGUGGGGAUGGGCGAUGAUCCGUCUAUUGGCGAAUACGAGCGGUUGUUGCUGUCGAUGAAGACCACUGCGAGGAAGGAACUGGUGCUGCUGCAUCCCGAUCGGACCGUUGUUCCGGGGUCAACACGUGAAUGGCUCAAGAACCGACCAUGGAUCUACCAGCAUAUCCACGUCGAGCUUCCGGGUCUGGUUCUCCCCAUCCCCAAGCAACCUCCUUCGAACCCCAAAGACCCAGAUGCGGUGACGACCUUCAAGAAUCUGAAAGACAAGGUGCAGCAUGAGAUACAAAAGUUCCGCAAGACGGCGGCGAGUGAUCCGCGACCACAACGGAUGCCGCAAGCCAACGACUUUGCGCGUCUCGCGAGGAGAUUGUGCGGGCGGAGCAUCGGGCUUGUGCUUGGAGGUGGCGGAGCGAGGGGGAUUGCGCACAUUGGUCUGAUCCGGGCUCUUGAAGAGUAUGGGAUUCCGAUUGACCAUAUUGGCGGCACGAGUAUUGGUGCGUUUAUCGGCGGUUUAUACGCGAGGGAGGGGAACGUGAUCUCGGUUGCUGGCCGUGCGAAGCAUUUCAGUGGGCGGAUGGGCAACAUCUGGCGGAUUCUGUCUGAUGUGACGUACCCGAUUGUGGCGUACACGACUGGGCACGAGUUCAACCGCGCGGUGUACAAGGCGUUCUACGACCUCCACAUCGAGGACAUGUGGCUGCCGUUCUUCUGCAACACGACGAAUAUCAUGACGUCGCGGAUGGACAUCCACGAGAACGGUUACGCGUGGCGGUUCAUCCGGGCAUCAAUGACUCUGAUCGGACUGCUGCCUCCGCUGUGUAAUAACGGGGAGAUGCUCGUCGACGGCGGUUAUGUGGACAACUUGCCGGUGACGACCAUGUUCUCUAUGGGAGCGAGCACCGUCUUCGCGUGCGAUGUCGGCUCGCUUGAUGACAACACACCGCGCAAUUUCGGCGACUCUGUCUCCGGCUGGUGGCUGCUGAUCAACCGGUGGAACCCGUUCUCGGACGCACGGCUGGUCCCGCCGAUUACCGAGAUCCAGAGUCGGCUCGCCUAUGUUUCGAGUGUCAAGACAUUAGAGGAGGCGAAAGUCGCGAAGGGCUGUUUAUAUAUCGGGAUGCCUGUCCAAGAUUACGGGACUCUUCAGUGGGGCAAAUUCGAGGAGCUCCAGCUGAAGGGCUACGAGGCUGCAUGUGGGAUCCUGGACAAGAUGGACGAGGAGGGCAGGCUGCCGCCAGCACUGAUAGAAGGGAAGCAUGAUUUGUCCGGCCACAGAGGGCGGAGGAAAGGGAAGAGCGCCCGGAGGAAUUCCAUUUAGCCAACAGUGCUCCGUAGGAAUAUCAUUUAGGAUAAGAAGUGUAAGAAUCCGGAGUGCAGAGAGUACUUGUAGACUUGUGUCAUGCUACUGCAGCUGGUGUGUCUGCAUCUACUAAAUUAGUUGACGUGUGAUCGCAUCGAUGUGAGACUUCUUGGCUGCUCCAUGCGGUCAUCUCCGUCUCAGACCUCGGGCUCUUGGUUGGCGUUAUCGCUUCUAUCUGUUUCUGCCUCCCUCAAGUUGGAUGGCCGGUGCUCCUCUUUCUCAUCCGACCACAUUCGUGCUGCCAAGCUCGGGCCACUGAGUCCGAUAGCAGGGACCAAAUAGGGCGGUUACCCGACCGCAUACUAGUACUACCGCACGACUUGCCGUACUUAUCGAGACACAGAGCUUGCGCCUCCCCCCUUGUCUUUCUUCUCCCUCCUUCUUCCAUUCCAUGUUCGAUCCUGACCUCGCGUUCGAUCCCUUCAUUGCAGAGGGCACGGCGGCGUCGCUGGCCCUGCUCCAGUCUCUGCAGCAGGAUCCGCGUGUGGAGCAGCCGGAUCAGGACACGAUGUCGACAGCGACCGCCACAGCUGCGGGCACGCGCUCGAAGGGCAAGGGCGUUGCCUCCCGGCCCGUGCCCAUCCCCUCCCCGGCGCACGAUCCGCACGAUAUAUUCGACAUGCACGGCGCGCGGCGCGCGGAUCAGAAGUUCUACGCGUUCGCGUCCCCGCUGUCGUCCUCGCCGCCCUCGUGGCUCGCGGGCAGCCCCAGUGCGAGCUCAAGCAGCAGCAGCAGUCCGUGGGCUGUGGGAGCGAUGGCGGUAUCGAUGCCUGACCCGCGCGCGUUCCCAGGCGUUACCGCGGCUUCCGAGUCGUUCUCGUUUCUCUCGCCGUCCGAGGUUUUCCCGCUUGCCGGCGACGCCUCAGGCAGCGGCAAAGGCAAAGCGAGGGCCAGGGAGGCGGAAGAGCAUCCGCCCACUCUCCCGCCUCUGGUCUUCUCGCCGUCCGUCCUGGGGGACGAGCACGCUUAUGCGGGGUGGCUGACCACGCCCAGCCCCGGGCCGUCGGGCUCCGGGUCGAUCUCUCCCUCCCAUCUCCAGCCGCCAGCUUCUCCGCCACUAACGCCGACGCCGAUAAGCGUACUGACCACAGAUCCCGAACCCCGCCGGCGCCGCCGCUCGCUCCCGUCUCUGGCCCGCACGCGGAUUCGGAGCGGGAUCGCGAAGCGGCUGCUGUUCAAGUACACGAACGACAGCGCGUGCCCGACGCCGCCGUCGUCGCCGACGACGGGCGACCUCGACCCGGGGACGGGCGCGUACUCGCCGUGGCGCACGGGCGACUCGGGGCCCGGCGCGCUCGACUAUGGGCACUACGCGGUGGUGAAGGUGCUGCCGGGGACGUACCCCACGUGCGCGCUGGACCUGGUCCCCGCAGUCGCGUCGUCCGAUGUGUUCUCGGCGAUCCCGUUGCCGGUGUGGAGGGACUGCUUUGGCGAGAUGUUGCCGCGGGAGCUGCAGGUGCUGGUCAUGCGUGCCGUCGUUGAUGUGCAUGAUCUCGACCAGCGCAAAUUAGCUGAGGAUGGAUCGUGGACCAUUGGCAAGGCGACGUCGGCCAAGAACCAGUGGGUUGGGAGGAAUCGCGGGAUGAGGGAUCUGGUGCGGUUCAGUCGGGUCUCGAAAUCCUGGCAAUCGCUGGUUUUCGACGGCCAAAUCUGGAGCGACAUCGAUCUCAGCGCGUUUCCUCUGCUUCCCAAGGCUCUCCUCAUUCGCCUCGCAUCACACGUCGGCGCGUUUGCGCAAUCACUCGAUAUAUCUGGGCACGGGCGUGUCGGCUCGAGUGCGCUUGUGCAAAUCGCCGACCAUCUGGCUUACGGAUUUCUCCCCCUUAAUAAUCUGACGAGCCUGAAUCUGAGAGGCUGCUCGGGGAUUACGACGCAGUCGCUGCACCACCUACUUAUUCAGUCCCGUGCGCUGGAGCGGGUGUGUCUUCACGGGCUUAGUGCUGUCACCAACAUGACAUGUGAUAUCCUCGGAUCGUACUGCACUGGCGUGCAGAGCCUGGAUCUGGGUCGCUGCAAGCACCUCGACGCGUACGGUCUCAAACAUCUCGUCAGACACAAAGUGGAUCUCCCGUUGCGCGAGCUGAGGAUAUCAGGAGUCAAGUACAUAGACGAUGACGUGAUGCGGGCGCUGGGCAAGGCUGCUCCGUUCCUGGAGGUGCUGGAUCUGAGCUACAUGCGGCAUCUGCACAACACUGCCAUCGAGGCGUUCGUCGCUGCAGAGGAAGGGCAAGAUAACAGCAUCACGCUGAAUGCCCGGGAGGCGGGCCGGGACUUCAAUGACGGAACACACUACCGACGGCGCAUCACGCGGCUGCGACAUCUCGUUCUCUCGUCGUGCAUCCUACUGACCGAUGCCGCCUGCUCCCAUCUGGCACAUACCAUGCCGAACCUCGAGUACCUCGAGCUUGCGGGGAUCGGCGCGAGCCUCGAGGACGCGGGUCUGAUCCGGCUGCUCGAUACGACCCCUAAACUCAAACGGCUCGAUCUCGAGGACGCAUCGUCCAUCACAGACGCGGUCCUCGCGACGCUGACGCCGCCACUGCCGGAGGGCGACGAAGCCCCGGCGCAAUCUGCGCUCGACACGCUGAUCCUUUCUGGCGCGCUGGAGGUGACGGACGACGCGCUGCUGGCUCUGGUCCGGGGCUGCACGCGCCUGCGCGUACUCGAGAUCGACAACACGCACAUCGGGGCCCGCGUGCUCAAGACGUUCGUCCGGCUCUGCCGCCAGCGCGCGCUGCACGACGCGCGGAUCGUGGGCGUCGACUGCCGCGGAUUCGGCGAGAGCCUGAUCAGAGAACUCUCGCCGCAGACGCGGCCGCGGCACGGCUGGCGCGAUUUUGGGGCGCGGGGGCUUGAGUUCGUCGACGCGCGCGAUGCGGAGGAGUACCUCCUCAAGGUGGGCCAGGACGAAUGCGAUCCGGCGCGUGUCGUGGUGCAGACGUUUCACGGGUGGCAGACCGUCGACGCGGUCCAUUCUGCGCGGGAGAAGCGCCGGAAGGCGAGCAUGAGGAGGAGUGCGAACGAGGCGGAGGAGGGCCGCUCGCGCUGGUGGUCCCCCAGCGGGCGGCAGACGCCGGACGAUACGGUCCAGGAUAAUGGAUGCUUGGUGAUGUAAUUUGUAAGGACCCCCCGCCAUAUACGGAGACUGUGCCCAUGUAUGUACUUGUAAGACAUUGGUAGAUCUGUACUCUGCUCUGUAUGUACUUGUGACUUAUGUUUUUAUGUACUGUACCUACUGUAUCAUCAUCUGUAGAUCUGUGACGAAACGACACGCCCCUUGCCGACCAAUGUUACCCAUGCGCACUAAUUGCAGAGGGAGGCAGUUUCCAGGCCCAGCCCUGGUUUAGACUGCUUCCAUGUGACAGGGUACCAGGCGCAGGAGAGAUGGGAGCCGGAGAGACGAUGGCCGAUGUAUGUAAUCGUCCGUUUUGCAAGGCCUUGCAUAACGGACCGAUGAAAUCGACGACCGGGUGUGGUGAGAGCGAGAUUGAUGUCACGGCUACGAAAUCGUUCCUGAAGCUCUAUGGACUCUGGAGUCCUCUGGAGUUUGCAAAGGAUUUCAACCGGGUGUGCUCGGUGCUGGUCGCCAUGCCGUCCUAACAACGGGGGGCGAUGUCAUUCAUCAUCAUCGUUGGAUCUGCACCCCGAAGGCGCUGCAGAAAUGAAAGUGAUGAAACGUGGGAAAAAUAUGAUCACCAUCCAUCCAGUGAUGGCGCGUUAUCUUGACACCCUGGCGCGCUGGGUGCUAUAAGUACCCCGGCUGCAGGGUCAGGGAUCUCCAUUCUCCUUCGUCCCUCUCGUGUGUAGACCACACAGAGCCUUUCUUUUUUCUUCUUCUUCUUCUCCGCCCCUCGUUAUUUUUCUUUCCCUUCCUUCCUUCCUCUCUCCGUUUUUCUGCUGCCAUGUACUUCAUCUCACCGACAUCCGCGGUGCUGCUCUCGCUCCUCGUCGCCGCGCGCGCCUCGCCGAUACCCGUGACCGGGCGCGCGGUCGAGUUCUUCGAGGAGGUCGAGCUCGCGGCCCGCACGGGCCUCAAGUUCCACAUCCUCGCCGGCACGCCGCCGGCCACGCUCACCGGGACGCCGGACGACGAGAAGUGCGGGCCAGACGAGGUCGCGCUGCUGAAGACCGCGAUAACCGACGCCAAGGCGGCGUCUGCGAAAGCCAUCUCGGCGCUCGGUGUCUCCGGCAUGAGCAAGAGCAACGGGUUCUUCUGGAUCUUCGGCGGCUCGUCGACCUCGACGACGACUGUGGCGGACCGGUUCAAGUUCGUCGAGAAGCUCGCGACGCCCGACGAGAUCACGUCGACCGUGCCGUUCGAGAACAGUGCGACGGACGUGAUCUUCACGUGUGUGCCCGCGGCAGCUGCCAGGGCCGGCGACGUCUACGCCAACACCGUUAACAUCGGGCGCAAGACGAAGAGUCUGACUGCGGUCCCGACGCUGAACUUGAUUCGGUUCUCCCCGGUCUCGUUCGCUAACACGCACACCAUUGCACAAGCGGCGGCAAGCAUGAACCCGGGCGGCAACUUCGACAUCACGCGCGGCUUCGUCGUCAGCGGCCAGAUCCCCGUGCCGCCACUCGCGUUCACCAUGAUCCACGAGAUCCAGCACUCGGACCCGCUCAUGGACAACGCGCAGAUCGACCACUUCAUCGACCAGAAGGUCGCUGGCACGCGCGCGUACGGGUUCAAGCAGAUCCAGAACCUCGACGCCGCGUUGAAGCCGCAGAACCCGCAGAACUACGCGUUCUUCGCGCUGCUGGCCCAGUCGAACCCCGAGUUCUUCGACUCCAAGUGCUUCAUUGGAAACCAACUUGGUGCCCGCCACUUGGUCGAGGACGUCGAGGAGGUUCCUGAAGAAUCGAACGAGGUUGACGCUCGUGAGCUGGUGGAGGAUGACGAGGACGUUCUUGAAGACGAGUCCGACGACCUCUCCGCCCGAGCGGUCAAGAAACCCGUCGUGAAGCCCGUGGCCAAGCCUGUCGUGAAGCCUGUGGCUAAACCGGUCGCAAAACCCGUCGCGAAGCCUGUCGCGAAGCCUGUCGCCAAACCUGUUGCGAAACCAGUGGCAAAACCAGCAGCUAAGCCGGUCGCGAAACCUGUGGCGAAACCAGUGGCAAAGCCUGCCGCUAAACCCGUGGCAAAGCCUGUCGCAAAGCCCGUGGCCAAACCAGUCGCAAAGCCCGUGGCCAAACCAGUUGCGAAACCCGUAGCCAAACCGGUCGCCAAACCGGUUGCAAAGCCGCCCACGAAGCCCGUCGCCUCCAAGUCCGCCGCAGCCCCCAAGCCCUCCGCGUCCAAAGCGGCCUCGUGCUCCGCCAGCGCGAAGGUGUGCACGGCGUGCGCGAAGAUCGAGAAGGGCAUCCCCGGCGACGUCAAGCUGAACCACUUUGAUGACGACUCGGUGUAAUCUUGGCUUGUCUUGCGGAUUGGAUAGUGAUGUGUACAUGUACUUAAUAUGAAGGAAUUAAUUGAGAAAGGAGUUUUUUUUAUUUGGACGGGGGCUGUCGCCGUGUUCUGGUCGGUGGUGAUGUUUCGACAUUUGAGUCCUGAGUGGGUCGUUUGACUAGACGAUGGAACGGGCGCUGAGAUCAUCCAGCGGUGAUGGAUCACCUCACUGCGGGUGUCGUCCAGUGGAUAUCUGCAUGGCGUAUGAUAGCUAAAGGUUGAUUGGAAAGAUCCACCCAAGCACGGCCGUUGGCGCGCAUGAUUCGCUGUCGGACCACGGAUACAUAGCAGCGCAGCCCUUGUAGCCCUAGUCCAGGGAUGUUCUCUACCGCCCAGAGGGCUGUCAGCGCACUGUUCGACGAAGAAACUCGGUUGCAUAUCUGCAUCUGCCAGCCGCAUAUCCUGGAGGUCGAAGGGAGGGCGUACGGCAACGAGGAUUGGGAUCGGACGCGUGCCAUUGGUCCCUUUGCGCUCUGUCCCUCGACGUGAGUUCGAUGGCAUCGCGGAUGGAACACUGGAGCGAGAUUCGGAAGUCGCUGCCCUGCUUGGGUUCCAACCGCCGUGGAGCGACACCCAGUAUGACGACGCCAGUCGUCGGUUCCUUCGCGUUUGACAUGCCAGAGGUGAGAUAGCGUUGCCAGAUCUCGAGCACGAGCGGCGGGUCUAUUUAUGGCAUGCGGCACGCUGUACGCUGCACGGAACAGGCGUCGGAGGUGCGAACACAGGCGUGACGCGUCACACUCACUGGUCCUGGAUUAUCCUAGUCACCAAGUCAGGCCGCGCGUAUAUCCUUC
Mycena citricolor is the source of this 10572-nucleotide messenger RNA. Lineage: Eukaryota; Fungi; Basidiomycota; Agaricomycetes; Agaricales; Mycenaceae. The record is from the annotation of a GenBank genome assembly.